Theobroma cacao (cacao) is the source of this 2118-nucleotide messenger RNA. RefSeq names its product Nucleotidyltransferase family protein. Gene Ontology annotation, biological process: RNA 3'-end processing; polyadenylation-dependent ncRNA catabolic process. The record is from RefSeq and is a predicted model, not a curated record. NCBI's taxonomy places the organism in Eukaryota, Viridiplantae, Streptophyta, Magnoliopsida, Malvales, Malvaceae. Gene Ontology annotation, molecular function: poly(A) RNA polymerase activity; mRNA binding. Gene Ontology annotation, cellular component: TRAMP complex; nucleolus.
UCAAAUCUACCCGCCCAAAUCUAUAAACCCUAAUUUCCCCAAUCCUAAAACCCUGAUCGUUUCACCUCCAUGAAACAAUGGAACCCCAGACUCCCACCAGUUCGCAACCCAUACUCUACGAGACCCUAACCCCAAUUUCUCUCCCCUCUUUGCCUGCAGCCCAAUCUCCGCCGUUCAAUGAACCGCCUUUCGAACCCUACACCGUUUUCCGCAACGAAAUCUCUCUAUCAGCUGAAAAUUCCAUCUCCUUGGACUCGGCGGCGCCGGAUUAUUUCUCCCUUGAUGUUAAUGACCCGGCUGAGCCGGUGAUAGUUCAGGCUUCGGUCUCGGCUUGGGAUGAACCGGAGCCGAAGACGCCGGGUGUUGUGGAUGAGCCGAGGCUUGAGAACGAGUGGUGGUUUCGUGGGAAUAGUAGGUUUAAGAGUCCAAUGCUUCAGUUGCAUAAAGAGAUAGUGGACUUCUGUGAUUUCUUAUCCCCAACUCCAGAAGAGCAAGCAGCACGUGAUGCAGCUGUAGACUCUGUUUUUGAUGUUAUCAAAUACAUAUGGCCUGCAUGCGGGCCAGAAGUUUUUGGGUCAUUCAGGACAGGACUUUAUUUACCAACAAGUGAUAUUGAUGUUGUGAUUCUUGGGUCAGGUAUAAAAAAUCCACAGACUGGUUUGCAUGCUCUUUCCAGGGCAUUAUCUCAAAAGGGAAUUGCAAAAAAGAUGCAGGUGAUUGCAAAAGCUCGUGUGCCAAUAGUUAAAUUUGUAGAAAAGAAAAGUGGUGUUGCAUUUGAUAUAAGCUUUGAUGUGGAUAAUGGACCGAAAGCAGCUGACUUUAUCAAGGAAGCGGUACUGAAAUGGCCUCAAUUACGACCAUUGUGUUUGAUUUUGAAAGUAUUUUUGCAACAGAGAGACCUGAAUGAGGUAUAUUCAGGUGGAAUAGGUUCAUAUGCUCUCCUUGCAAUGCUCAUGGCCAUGUUGCAGAGUCUGCAUGAAUCCCAAGCUUAUCAAGAACAUAACUUGGGGAUUCUCUUGGUACACUUUUUUGAUUUUUAUGGACGCAAAUUGAACACUGCGGAUGUUGGUGUGUCUUGCAAUGGGAGAGGAGGCACUUUCUUCUUGAAGAGUAGCAGAGGGUUUUCAAACAAAGGACGGCCGUUUCUCAUCUCCAUUGAGGAUCCACAGGCUCCAGACAAUGACAUCGGGAAGAAUUCAUUUAACUUUAUCCAGAUUAGAUCAGCUUUUGGGAUGGCUCUUAGUACCUUGACUAAUCCGAAGGCCAUCUUGUCUCUGGGCCCCAACAGAAGCAUUCUUGGUACCAUAAUUAGACCAGAUCCAGUUUUGCUCGAGCGCAAAGGAGGAUCUAGUGGUGGUGUCACUUUUAGUAGCUUGCUUCCUGGAGCUGGGGAGCCUUUACAGCCAUUGUAUGGAGAGCAGCAGGACAUUUUGUGCAAUUGGCAGUUGGAUGAUGAAGAACCACUGCCUCGAGGAGAUGGUGUUGAUGUAGAUGUUAGUGCUCAAUCCUCUGGAAGAAAGAGGAAAUCUGCUUCCAAAGAAAGAUCCAAAAAGAAAAAGGUAAAAGAAAAUGGUGAUGCAAGAAAGGUCUGGCAUGAAGAAACAGUUUUUAAGAAAGAAAAGAGUACAAGGAAGAAAGGUUACCAUAAUGAUGCCAAUGGUUUUGGUCGUCAUGGUGGUAGUUCCUCUUGGAGUCGCUAGAAUAAUCAAACCCUUGCGUUGUCAGCUUAAAUCAUUCAAGAAUCAGUCUGGCCACUAAACGGUGGUCUAGUUGUGCUGUCAUAUCAAUUGCAGCGAGGAUGAAGCAUGAUGUCAAGAUGUACUACUGAAGGCUAUCAUACAAGAUUGUAGGAUUGCUGUUCUGUGCAGGCUUGAAUGGAUUUAAGCUCAGUAGUUCUGGCUAACAAAAACUUUUCCACUACUUUGUUAGCUUGCAGAUGAGGUCCUCCUAUAGUUGAGCAAAUUAUCAAAGAAUAGGGGAAGAAUCUUAGCAUUCUUUCAUACUAUUUAAUGGAACAUUAAAUUAAUUAAAACAGUUUUGUUCACAUUACCCUUUUUUUUUUUCCAAUGUAUAUUGAGGCACUGUGAUAUUGGAAGAACAGAGCCAUUUUGGAGUGCA